AUGUGUUCGAUACGUGACGCCACUGCUGCUGCCGGCUGGCGGCUCCUGCCGGUUCUGUUACUGGGAUUCUUCGCAGUGCAAGAAGCAAGUGCGGUGGUGGGCUUCACCAUGACGCAGGGCACCCAGGAUGGCACCUACAUUCGCUUCAAGCGAGUGCCAACUAACAUGCUAGCGGAAGUCACCAAAGAGCUCGGCGCAUUCCGGUGCUCGCAGCCCGGCCUGUACUACUUCUCCUUCACCGCCAUGGCGCCGAGUCCAGGGUCGUGCCGAAUAUCGCUGCGCAGAAACCGCGUACCCGUGGUGACUGCAUUCGCCAGCAACAGUGGCUUCAGCUGGAUUUCCAGCGGGGCCUUGCUCUACCUGGCUCAAAACGACCUCGUCUACCUGUACCUGGAGGAUGGAACCAUCCACGAGUCGUCAGCUACGAACAGGGCGUUCACCUCCUUCACCGGCUUCGCGGUGGGCACCGAUAUGCUCAUGGGGCGCACUCCUGAUACGGAUGCCAUUGAAGGGCCCCUGCCCUCACCGGAUCCGUUCGACGACAUCGCGGAGCGCAUGUAUCGAGUGAAGCUCUCUAAAAAUGCCACAGCAGGCACCAGUGCGUCGCUGUAGGCUGCGAGCAGGGCCUUGCCUGAACCGCUGCUUUUUCUACAAGCAUAUUUUCACACAUCAUCUAACAGUAUACCUGUAAAGCCUCGUCGCCGAACGCUGGGGGUAUAGAGGGAGCGUGGGAGCGGCCGGAAGACCUGGCCAGGUACACACUCGACACGCUCAGUCUUUGUGAAUACCAUUCUCCGAAUCAUUCUUGUAUCUUUCAGAAUCUGGUCUUUUCAAUAAAUUCCCUUGUUUUCAAUCGAGUGCUACUUCUCGCGCCUGGCAUUUCUUAAUGUGCGCGAAAUCCUAUACGCGGCACUUGCAAGGAUUUUUUUUU
Messenger RNA from Dermacentor silvarum, 931 nucleotides. RefSeq names its product complement C1q tumor necrosis factor-related protein 4. Lineage: Eukaryota; Metazoa; Arthropoda; Arachnida; Ixodida; Ixodidae. The record is from RefSeq and is a predicted model, not a curated record. The transcript is spliced from 2 exons. Bases 1 to 612 code for a protein of 203 amino acids. Gene Ontology annotation, molecular function: protein binding.